Molecule: messenger RNA, 717 nt
Organism: Saccostrea echinata
Lineage: Eukaryota; Metazoa; Mollusca; Bivalvia; Ostreida; Ostreidae
Product: perlucin-like protein
Exons: 4
Coding region: 1-717 (238 amino acids)
Molecular function (GO): signaling receptor activity
Source: RefSeq, a predicted model, not a curated record
AUGGUGUCCCUUGGAACAAUUUUUGAGUAUAUCAUAAUCAAUUGUGUUACUUUCUUAACUGCCAAUACUGUUUCCCAGUGCCAGCAGAAGACAUUUUUCAGACCCUAUCUUUUUUCAAUUGAACAGCCAGGAAAGGAUUACAUGUAUAUUUCGACCGUACAAGGAAGCGUGGAAUUUUGCGUUUUAGAGUGUGUGAGAGACCCCAAGUGUUCCUCUGUUCUACACAAUUCUAGAAGUCAGUUAUGUAAAUUGUUACGUUGCCUGUUAACCCCUGCUUACAUUAUUCCGGAUACCUCAGAAAAUGGUUUGGAUUAUUUUGUCAGUGAAGAUGAAUGUAGUGACGGUUGGUUCCGGUUUGAGGACCAUUGUUACUAUAACAACUUGACGGACAUUACAUGGAACGAGGCUGAGAAUGUUUGCAAUCAUCAUGGAGCCUACUUGGUGGAAAUAAAUUCGAGCUAUGAAAAUUUAUGGCUUGAUAGGGAAUUACCUAACGAGGAGAGACACCGCUGGAUUGGGGCUACAGAUAUACUGACUGAGGGUCAGUUCCUGUGGAGUUUCUCUAAUACAGAGUUGAAUUUUGAGAACUGGAGAAAUGGAGAACCAAAUAAUGUAAACCAAAAGGAACACUGUGCCGUGAUAAUGAAGGGCGGACGAUGGAACGACUUUAAAUGUUACUGCAGUCAGGCUUUUAUUUGCGAGAAAAAUCUGUUUUAG